AUGAAAUUCUUCCACGCCUCGGGUCUCGCUCUUGCGGGAACCACGCUCAUCUCAUCAGCUUCGGCUCACUCUUGGGUUGAGUAUGCCUCCAAGCUCGCUCAAAAUGGCACCAUGAUUGGCAAGAUCGGUUAUGCUCGUGGCUUUGUGCCUCGCGAUUCUACGAACCCUCCUUACACCGACACGAUCCCCCAGAACAUUCUCCCCCCCUCGGGUCAACCUGCUUACUCUGGCAAUGAGAUCCUCAACAAGUUCAAGCUUGAGAAGAACCCUCAGUUCCCUAUGCUUGAAGCUGCCCCUGGUGACUACGUCGCUCUCAUGCACCUUGAGAAUGGCCACACCACUCUCCCCGACAACCAGCCCAACAAGCCCAGAAACCGCGGCACCAUCUAUUUCUACGGCACCACCCAGCCCAAGGAUGAGGAGAAGCUCUUUGACGUCCACCUCCUCUGGAACAAGGAGGGAACUGGCGGCGACAAGCGCGGCAAGCUCAUCGCCACGCGCAACUACGACGACGGCCAGUGCUACCAGCCCAACAACCGGGACAUUAGCCUUGAGCGCUCUAGCAAACUCGCUCCUCUCGGCGCCAUCCCCACCAAGGAACUGUCCUGCCAGUCCGACAUCAAGCUCCCUGAGGACCUCAAGCCCGGCGACAUCUACACCAUCUACUGGUACUGGGACUGGCCCGACCUGAACGGCGACAAGAUCGAUAUGGAAGUUACCAAGAAUGGCAAGUUUCCCUGGGCCGGUACUUUCAUGCGCGGCGAGAAGGAUCCCAACGGCUUCUCCGCGGAUGCUAUUGCGCGCAAUGAGAGCUACUCUAGUGUCAUCGACAUCAAGAUCACUGGAGCUGAGGGCGCUUCAUUUGCUGCCAAGGGCUCACAUAUCCUUAACUUUGACGACGAUCAGAACAUUUACUCUGCCGGUAUCGAGGAGCAGAUGAAGAGUAACUUUCAGGUGGAUGUUGACGCCGGCAAGGGAGACGGAUCCCUUCCUUCGUCUACCGCCAUACCCAAGCCUACUGCACCCGUUGGCGGAGGAGCCGGCAACGGUGAUGGUGUCGCUACAGUGACUGUCACAGAAACUCUCAAGCCUUCUCCUGUGGUCACCACUGUCUACAUCACUGGCCCCGCCGAGUCUCCCGUUGCGUCUGAGCCUGCCCCUGAGCCGACCGAGGAGGGCCCUAGCACCAAGACAAUCACCACUACGGCCUUUGUCACCAGAAGCAAGACCGCUCUGCCCUCUGAUCCUGUGCCUACACCGCCCACGGCUUCGACUGUAUACGAGACUCUCUAUACUACUCGACCCAAGCCACAACCUACAGGUGGUGAUCAGCAGCAACAGCCACAACCACAGCCAUCCACAGUCAUUAAGACUAUCGUCACUCACAUCAACAAGCCUACUUCCACCGGAGAAGCCGCCGCUCCUCCGCAGCAAACUGCCCCCGGCGGUGAAUACCACGAGAAACCUUCUUCCGCCAAUAGCGAUGUCCCCGCGCCUACAAAGAGCGACGGUCCUCCCAUUCCCACGCCCUUUCUCCGCCGACGGACGAACUGGGUGUUUGGUGACUUCUAG
This is a messenger RNA of Fusarium sp. VM40, 1572 nucleotides long. Lineage: Eukaryota; Fungi; Ascomycota; Sordariomycetes; Hypocreales; Nectriaceae. The record is from the annotation of a GenBank genome assembly.